AGUGUUUGGCCCAGUGAGGGAUGCACCGGAGCUCUGUGCUGGGUAACAUUACUUUUUUCUAAGUGAAAUCCGUGUUUGGAUAUCACAAGUAUUUCAUUAAGGCAAGGACGUCACCAGAGAUAAAGGUGCAGCAGCAGAUAUGAUAAUGCGGUUAAGAAGGUUACAAGCGAUGUUAAUCAUGGUGGCUGGAAGUGUGGCCAUGACACAUGCGCAGUGUGAGUGUGGCCUAUUCCUCGUCACCUCACGAACAUGGCGGCCAGACCACCUCGCCUUCUCCACCAAUAAAACUUAUCUAGUGGACUGUUCCGACCCGCAGCAGGCCAGCCAGGAAUGCAUGAAGUACUGUGAGGAGGAGGUGUUGGCGCUCAACCAGGUGUUCACUACGCAGCCGCAGCUGCUGCAGGCGUACCACCCACGGCAGCAGCUGCCCUGUGGUGCCCUCCCCGCUCACACUGCCUCUUUCUACACUCUCUGCGGCAAACAACAGUGGGUGCCGGCCUCAGACCAGCGCAGCGCUUCCGUCUGCUGCAGUGCCCACACCGACACCCCCGUCUGGUGUGAAAAAGAGGCGUCGGUUGCUACAUCAUCGUUGGGGUCGUCAGCGUCCGCGGCGACGUCAGGUCGGGCGUCGUCGGUGCAACAGACGGUAAUACAGCGUAAGAUAGACACUGUCACCGACCAGAGCUCCAUUCAUAACAACGAAAUACAAGGAGCUGCCAAGCCUGCCUCUCAGGAUGAAGGAUCAUGGCUGACAAACAUCCUUCACUUCUUCGGCUACAAGAGCAUCGGAGAGAUGAUUCAGAAUAUUGAUAUUUUUUCUUUGCCUGGUAAAGUGCAGGGCCUGGUGAAGACGUACAACGACGAGAUCUCCAUGGGUCAGUGCUACAUGGAGUUCACCACAUACAGCCUCUUCAAACAAGACGGCGCCUUCUCAUCUUUCUUAAGAACACGCAGGGAGCAGCCACUGCAGGAGGCGUGGCAGGGUGCUUGGAGCGCGGAGGGCACGGAGGACCUCCACAAGAGGUUUGCCAGCUUGCUAGAGGAGGCAUGGCAGGAUGCUUGGGACGUGGAGGACAAGAAUUUAGAAGACAAAAAGAGCCUCCAGGAGAGGUUCGUCAACUUGUUAGAGGAGGCCAGAGCUGUUUCCUCUCACACCUCUGGACCGUCGACUAUAGAGAGUGUGGUGAACGGUCUGGUAGGUCUGCUGGAGGGGUCUCCGACCACCAGACAAUAUGCUGACGUAAUCAGACAGAUCGUUCCCCUGGUGAUGCAGAUGUAUGCUGCCCCUGACCCGUCCUCGGCCAUCACUGCUUUCAUCACCCAGGCCAUGGGUCCCUACCUGGCGCAGGUACAGUCUCCGUCCCAGAGUGUAAACUCCAUUAGCAGCAGCAGCAGUAAGCCUUCCUCCCACUGGUCUGAAGCGAGCUCGAAGCCUGCUCCUGUGCCCAAGACCACGCCCAGACCGUCCUCGUCUGCAGGGGCAGCAGCAGGUUCUGCUUCCUCCCCCAUCACCACUAUGAUCCUCCAGUUCCUCAGAUAUUACAUGGGCAACUACCUCUCUUCCUUACCCGGUAAUGCACCAAGCAAACCACCACCACCACCUCAGCCUACCCAAGCCCCCGCCGUCAGCAGCACCCUGGCAACCCCUUCAGCGUCUUCUUCAAGCGUAGGCAGCAUCCUUAACCUGCUAUUUACUCCCUCUCGCCCGCAGAAAGUGUCACGCCCCAAGCCGCAGGCACUGAAGCGGCCACAGAAGCCACAGGUUCUGGAGAAACACGAUGCCAAGACCUUCGUUGAUAUGGUGCUGGAGUUCAUCCGUCCAGUGUUUAUCAGUAUCAUUGGCAAGGCACCAGGAGAGAGUGGAGUAGCGUCUAUCCGGGAGGUGACGAGACUGAGUUCCUUGGGUCGUGUUGACGACACUGUCGUGGAGGAGGUGCUCUCUCCUUACUUCUGCCUCAAGAACUACGUGGUCAACAAGGCCUGGACGCUGACGGAGCGGGGCGUCAGGUCGGUGGCAAGCCAGUUCGAACCCCAGGAACAAGCCCGUAUGAUGAGGAUGUUGCAAGACUACUGACUGAUGCAGUGGGGUUACAUUAAGAUCAAUAAGGAGAGAUAUGAGGGAAUGAACAUGAAUUAAAGAUCGAAAAGGAUGUUGUAAGUUCAAGGGUGUUGUAUUUUACUUUUAAUGUGAAGAAUUAAACUCAUGUUGGUCAUUCAGCUCAAAGACUGGUGGAGGUUCUAUCCACUGUCCACCAGUCACGAAACUCAAGAUAGGGAUGGCUAGGGGGUGAAUUUUCAAUUAUAAGAAUAUUACGGACGAGAAAAUUCAACUACGUUCAUCAGUGUCAUAUUAUAAACAUAAAUAUCUGAAGAUAUCUAUUUUUUUAAAGUAUAAUCUUACUGUUUUUGUAAUCAGCCUGCACAUUACCGCAGAUAUUUUUCAAUUUUGUAAAAUAUUCAACACAGUUAAGGGUCAAUGUUAACUGUGUUUUUACUGGCUAUUCUGAAUAUUUGAUAUCUGUGAAAUCCUGUGCAUGCUUUACAUAACACAUCCUUCAUUCUGGUCGUAUUAAGGUUCUAUUUAUCAAAUACAGAUUCAACAAAUAAUUAGUUAUAUAUUUUAAAUUUUAGUAGCGUGGAAGGAAUUUUGAAAAAUCAGAAGUCACUCUUAAUGUGCAUAAUUUAAUUUUUCCUUUUAUAUCUACAGUACUUCCACCAGUCACCAGUGAUUUAAGUAUCCUUUCAGUUGGUGACUCUCAGGUCGUAUUUGCCCCCAGAUUAACAACAAUAGUUUGUGUAGUAGGAAAUUAUCCCCCCCUUUCGAUAUUUUUCUCGACAGUUAAAAAAAAAAUAAUUGAAUUAAAAAACAUUUGUAUUGAAGUCUUGAACACAGCAUUCUUGUAAACUUCAGUCAAGCAAGAACAGCAACAAAAGCUUCAAGGAGUCUGAGGGUGAAUAAUUCAGAUUUUAUCUUUCUAUUAUGACGUGAAAGCAUGCAGGGCACAUCAUUUAUAAAAGUUCAUCUGAUAUGGGCACCACAAUUCAUUUCCCAGUUACAAGUUAAUCUGUUGUAAGAUUAAAUGAAAGCAUACAUCAGUACAGCGCCUACUGUACAUGGGGUUUUGAGAAAUCCUUUUUCCCCUCCCCCAAAACAAGAAUUUAUGGUACAAUGGAUAUAGUACUCUAGUAUUAGUACUUUUGAUAUAGCUCAACUUUAUAGAUUCGGGACCCAGUCUGGUUCCUCUGUUACCUCCUUGUUGUGUACAUAUGUUAUUCUUGUUAUUGGUUUUUAAAAAGUUAUUCCCAAGAAAUGUAUCAUG
Molecule: messenger RNA, 3320 nt
Organism: Cherax quadricarinatus
Lineage: Eukaryota; Metazoa; Arthropoda; Malacostraca; Decapoda; Parastacidae
Source: RefSeq, a predicted model, not a curated record